This is a messenger RNA of Punica granatum (pomegranate), 1485 nucleotides long. NCBI's taxonomy places the organism in Eukaryota, Viridiplantae, Streptophyta, Magnoliopsida, Myrtales, Lythraceae. The record is from RefSeq and is a predicted model, not a curated record.
AAAGCUUGUCUUUUGUUUGUAGUGAAUUUCACAAUUGCAAGAGGUGUUAAGGUGGGUGUAAACAAGUUGUGCAAUCCACUUCUUUUGCCACAGGUCAUUCAAGUUGAAGGCCAUGGAGCAGAUGAUGUUGUGGCUACUCUUGUUGAUCAAGUUCUGCAAAAAGGAUACCGAGUGGUUAUUGCAUCUCCUGAUAAAGACUUCAAGCAGCUGAUUUCCGGAGAUGUCCAGAUUGUGAUGCCUGUGCCUGAGUUAGGAAGGUGGUCCUUCUACACACUAAAACACUGCAUUGCUCAAUACAAUUGUGACCCGUGUUCGGAAUUAAGCCUCAGAUGCAUCUUGGGUGAUGAUGUUGAUGGCGUUCCCGGGCUUCAACAUUUGGCUCCUGCCUUUGGUCGUAAAACUGCCAUAAAGCUCUUGAAAAAGCAUGGUUCACUCGAGAAUCUACUGAAUGCAGCGGCAGUCCGUACUGUGGGGAAACAAUAUGCACAAGAUGCACUUAAGAAGCAUGCUGAUUACCUACGUAGGAAUUACGAAGUUCUUGCACUUAAAAAGGUAAUGUCUUUACUCCUUGCCUCUCUUGGCUUUUCAAGCAUAUAUCAUACUCCUCAGUGUUGCCGGGGAUGUGAAUGUUGUUCUUCAAGAAGAAUUAUUGGUGGAGGGGAAUAGUUGCAAUGAUUCAGUGGCUUGGUCUGACUUCUUCAAGUAGCUGCAAGACAUUGAGAAGAUCUCUCACCAAAGUACACCUUAUUCUUCUAGUAGUUCGACCUCAAAAAGUGAGCUCCUAUGUUUUAUUCAAAGUAAUGACAAAUUUGGAUGGCAGCAGCUUAAUAAUAUACUCCAGUCACCCUCGCUUCUUCCCCCACCCCCCCACCCCCCCCCCCCCCCCCCCCCCCCCCCCCCCCCCCCUCUUUCCUGAGAUGCGAGGACAUUCAAGACAUAGUGAUAGGGUGACUGAGUUUGGUAAUUCACGUUGCUGACUCAACGUCAAGAGAGAGCUAUUCAGUCUCACCUCUUGAUUGUAUGCUUUUGCCCGACACGGUCGGGAUGUAUAUGUUCGAUCAAAGGUAUGACUUUGUUGUCAUCUACUCUUAUCCUCAGUUUGCAAUUACUUUAACCGUCUUUUCUCCCCAUAGACGUGAUUUUGUUAUGAACUGCGCAGGGGAGCUUGAUAGGCGACCUCUAGUUUGGGCGAGCAUCAAUUUUUAUGCCAAGAUAUUGUGAAGAAUACCCAUUGAUUAUACAUGGGCAAUUUUUCUUGGUUAGCAUGUUAACAUAAGAUUGAUUACAUACACGUAGAACUUCUCUCUUUUUUCUUUUUUCCUGGAAUCGACUCUUCUUCUAUAGUUCUUCUACUCCCUCUGGAAUAUAGAUAAAGACGACAGAACUUAUUGAAACAGAAAAUUACCAUGAUGUUAUUGAAAGCUACAAAUUGCUGACAAACAAGAACCAUAUCGGUAUACAGGAUUCACCAGUAUAUUUAGUUGA